Blepharisma stoltei is the source of this 1164-nucleotide messenger RNA. The record is from the annotation of a GenBank genome assembly. NCBI's taxonomy places the organism in Eukaryota, Ciliophora, Heterotrichea, Heterotrichida, Blepharismidae.
AUGGAAGAUAAAAAUAGAGAAAAUCCUGAUCAAGAUCAGGAACCGAAAGGUGAAGAAGAACUUAAUAGAAUUGUUGAAACUAAGCUGGAAAUUGAAAAUGGGAAAGUGGAAGAAGACAAGGCAAUAGAAAUAGUGAGUGAAAGCCAGUUUGAUAAAGCUGAGAAUGGGACAACAGGAAAAGGGCAAGAAAACAAUGAAGAGAUAGACAAAGAUGCGAAAACAGUAAAAACAAUAAACUCCAUUGAAAACAAGGAAACAGAAAUCCCAGUUGAAGAAUCAAAGGAUAGCACACCGAAAAUUGAACCAGAAACUGAAUUGUCAGAGAAUGAUCCUGAGAUUAUUCAUAAAAUCCCAGAAAGUCUUGAAAUCAAUAAUAACGAAGAACCUAAAGCUGAUAACUCACUUAAAGCAGUCUCAGAUUACCAAGACUCUCUUAAAGAAUAUCUCCCAGACUCUUUGAAAUCCCACUCUUUGGAAGAUGCUAUCAAAAUCCUAACAUCAGCGUAUAUUGCAUCUUUAGACAAUUCUGACAGCUUUAAAGAUUCAAUUCAGACAAUUCUUCCACCAGAUCUGAAAGACAUGACUACGCUAGACGCAGUUCAAACUCUUGCUACUCAUUACGCUCGAAAGUCUUCCGAUCUCAUCGAUUUUCGUCGUUCCCUUGAUGACCCUGAUCAGUUGCGCCGUCUUGAUGAGCUUCUGAAGCUUGCAGAAAGUUCUGAUCUGAAUUCAAUUCCACAAUUCCAAGCAGAAUUCUCCUCAGAAACAAAAAGCAUGAACUCAGAGACUACACAGACUGAGACUGAAUCUGGGAUUGUUUCCUCAGAUGAAACUCAUAAUGUAUAUGACACACUAAAAAAGCUGGAAGAAGAAAACGAAAUACUAGAAAAUACAAAGCGGGAACAGCAAGAAAAGAUUGAAUCGUUAAGUGAGCUAGUUAAUGAUAAAAAGAGUGCAUCAAUUGAGCAGAUAAAGGUGAUGGUUUUGAGAAUGAUGGAGCUUAUAGGGCCGCAAGUGCCUGAGAUUGAGACAGUCGAAAGAAUUAUUAUGCAUAUGCUUGGGAUGGAAAAUGAUGAAAUCAUAGGAUUUGAAACAAAAAGAGCAGAGUUUAAAGGAAUUGAGAGAAAGCCCACAAAAAUUAAAAAAAUUAAGAAUAAGAGUUAA